AUGACAUCCAUACAAUUUUUCAAACAUUCAAACCCCUCGCUAGUUCAGCAAUUUCUUCGCAACCAUUUCCCUACCUCGAUCCCCAUCUACCAACGCAUCCAAUCACCUCAAAACAUCCCCGAGCGGGAGGUUCUACUUCUAGCAAGCUUUCCUCCAACCUACGAUUUAAACGCCGCCGAAUUAAACAGAAAGGAUUCGGUAACAGUCUCACUUGUAGACCGCUCAAGGCAUAAGGAGUCUCAAAUCGCCAUUUUCAAUACACUAUGUCAGAGAGAUACCAAACCGAGCGACUUGUCACAAGAAUCUCGAGAAGUAUUAGCCAACCAACUACGUGAACUGCUACGAACCAUCCAUCUCAUUGGACAGAGCUAUUUGACCGCAGAUGUGAAACCACUCAACUAUCCAUUUUCGCCCACGAUUCGUUUGACGGCCUCACAUGAAGUGAUCGCGGACAUCCUUGUAGAGGAUCUAGCCGUCAAGCCGGAAUAUCGCUAUGAAUGGGAUGAGUUGAUAUUCUCCACGUCUCAAGUGAAAGAUAUGCUGGCCUCCAGGAAACUUCCUCGGGGAUAUGAACUCGGAAAAGUCCCGUUCGACGAGAUAGACUUGGUAACUGUCACGUCCAAAGUGGAGAGGCAGCCGGCAACUUUGCUCGAGAAUCACAACGCUGCAAUAUUAUAUACAAACCCUGCUAAUACUGCACGAAAGGAGCUUGUUGCAUGGGCAUACCUAUCAAUCGACCAAUCCUUGACAACGCUCUACGUCCUUCCAGAGCAUCGGGGUAAAGGUCUAGCAAAAACAGUUGCCGGUGCAGUGAUCCGAGAUCUAUGUGAUGGUCUUGUUGGAGGAGAGAGGAAGAUUCAGAGCGACUGGUGUUUCGCGCAGGUAGCUGCUGAUAAUCUAGAGAGUCAGAGUGUUUGUAGAUCGCUGGGAGCUACGUUUCAUAAGCGGACGGUGACUUUGGGGUUUGAUUUGGAUGCUUUGGUUGGGGGUAUAUCAUGA
Molecule: messenger RNA, 999 nt
Organism: Talaromyces amestolkiae
Lineage: Eukaryota; Fungi; Ascomycota; Eurotiomycetes; Eurotiales; Trichocomaceae
Exons: 1
Coding region: 1-999 (332 amino acids)
Molecular function (GO): acyltransferase activity, transferring groups other than amino-acyl groups
Source: RefSeq, a predicted model, not a curated record